This is a messenger RNA of Aegilops tauschii subsp. strangulata, 882 nucleotides long. The record is from RefSeq and is a predicted model, not a curated record. NCBI's taxonomy places the organism in Eukaryota, Viridiplantae, Streptophyta, Magnoliopsida, Poales, Poaceae.
AAAGUUACAUCCGGGGUGUUACAGUUACCCUAUAUACCAGCAGCAGUUUGAGGCACUUGAUGAGUCUGUAGUCACAUGGAACCCAUGGACUCAGGAGCAUGUACAGAUGGUCUUUGAUAUACGACCCAUCACAGCAGGCAUGUUGACCGAUAGUGCAUUCUGGCUGACUCGCUGCUACUUAUUGUUCCUGUGGUGUGUUGAGCCUUACAACCCAGAGCGUGUCAUGAGACAGUUCGGUCUGCAUCAGGAAAUUCCACCACCUUUUCCAAGAUGUACGGACGAGGAAACCCAUAAGCUAACCAAUAUGGGCCACGGUUGGAGUCUUUACGAUUGGAGGGAACGCAACAUUCAAUGGGUACAGAAGUGGGAAAAUGAAGCGCUAGCAGAUAUAGUGUAUCAACUUAGACCGUACGAUGGAAGUACAGCUCAAGCGUACAAGCAGUGGUACUGCAUCAGCACGCAUACAAGCCUGGCCGGUCAACCAGCUACGAUACCAACAAAUCUCACGCACGAGGAGCAGAUGCAGAGACCUGUUGAGCUGCAUGCAGCUUACUAUCAUGACCGGAUGGUAAUCACUAGUAAUUUUUUCAGGUCCAUCAUUUCAUAAUCAUUUCAACCAAAUAACAACCAAAUAUUUUAUGAUCCCUGUAGUGUCGGCACAACAGGUUCCCGCAGCCUAGGAUUCCUUCCGCAGUGCCGUCGCACCCACUCAAGCAGAACAAGCAAAAGCAGGAGUGAUUCCCGGACAGAAGAAAAGCAGAAGUGAUUCCCGGACAGAAGAAAAGCAGGAGUGAUUCCCGGGAAAAGCAGCAGCACAUCAGCGUCCAUUUUCCGCCGUUGGAAUUAGCGUCGUCAGCUGUCAUGGGAAUCAGCGCCAUCAGU